This is a messenger RNA of Symbiodinium necroappetens, 170 nucleotides long. The record is from the annotation of a GenBank genome assembly. NCBI's taxonomy places the organism in Eukaryota, Dinophyceae, Suessiales, Symbiodiniaceae.
GUGAAUCCGGGCGUGGACCAAGCUGCCUCUGUCAGGCCAACGGCAGAGGAAAGCAAGGAGUACUGGACGGUGAAGCGCAUCGAGAAAGCAGCUGAGCGUGCCUUCGAGACAUGGUACGAGGGCGACCGAUGGCGGCUCAAGUUUUCCAUGGCAGGCCUAGACCCUUCGUU